CCUAAUUCUAAUAAUAAGAGAAUUAGGUUAAAAGUACAUAUCCAAAGAUCAUAAUUGUAUUUUAUAUGCAAUUUUAACGUGAUAAAGAGGAAGCCUGAUAUUUAUCAUCAUAGAAGGCUGACGUGCGACUCCACAGUUGUUUAAAGGCACACGAUGGCAUAAUCGGAGUCCCCAAUAACCCACCCCCUUGCCUUUCCAUUCCAUUCCAUUCCUACUCCUGUCUCUGCUAGAUUGCAUCUCUCUUUCUCUCUCUAAACUAUACAACCGGCGGACUGUGAUAACAAGAUGGCGCCGCCGGCUGCGGUGGAGGGCGGUGACGCUGGUGGUGGAGGAGGACAACCACAGCAACAGCAGGGUUUUGGCCAGAUGUUUACCGGAAUCAUAAGGGUAGCUGUCAUAUAUUACUUCGCAUCCAAGUUUUUCUCUCCCGGUGGUAAACCCUCGUCUUCUGGCUCCGAACCUGCUCUUCAGAUCUCCAAUCUAUUCCACAAGGCUGAACUUUUGGAUAUGUGGUUCUAUGUCUCUGAACAUGAGAAGUUCAAUGAUUUUGGGAAUGAAGAUGCACUUAUAUGGCAUGAAUCAAACAUACCUUACGCAGUAUGGGGUCCAGAAAGCACCAGGACUCUUUCCUUAAAGUAUUAUCCAUCAGAGGCUUUGAAGCAUAAUGGGAGUCUAUAUUCUCACGUGUUCUUUGCACGUUCAGGGUAUCCAGCGGACCCCAAUGACCCUGAGUAUCAGCCUUUAGCUGCCUUUGGGCUGACUCAUCCUAUUGUGGCAUACUUACCGAAGUCAAAAGCAAACAAAAAGAAGAGCUUAUUGGGGAACUCUAAAGGCACAAGUGGUGAUGAUGAAGCAGUGUCUGAGGGUGUUGAAGAACCUCAAGGUGAUUUAAAGGAUGAAGGUCCUGUGGAAUAUAUCUCAUAUUGGAAACCAAAUAUCACUAUUAACUUAGUUGAUGAUUUUACAAAGUAUUCACAGCGUGCUAUUCCACCUAAUGUUGCUCCUCACAUGAAAUUUGAACCUACAACAGGGAACUAUUAUCCAACAGUAUUCUUCAAUGAAUUCUGGUUACUUAGAGAUAAGCUUAUAGCCCUCAAUGAUACAGUGACCGAAUUGCCCCUUCAUCUAGAGGUGGCACCAAUAAGCAUGACCAAAUGGCAGCUUUUCCUGCAGAUUGAUCAGUCAUUCCAGAUUCAUCGCAGUUAUGGAAGUAUGCUUGAAGGAGAAGCCGACGAACUUAAGAGAGUGUUUGUAGAAGGAAACCCCUAUCUUCUGGGAAUCACCAUGGUUGUUUCACUGCUUCAUUCAGUCUUUGACUUUUUGGCAUUCAAAAACGACAUACAGUUCUGGAACAAAAACAAAUCCAUGGAAGGACUUUCUGCAAAAUCAGUUGUUGUGAGUUUCUUUUGUCAGCUAGUUGUCUUCCUUUACCUCCUGGACAACGACACCUCAUGGAUGAUUCUAGCAAGUUCUGGAGUCGGUUGCUGCAUUGAGUUUUGGAAAAUAGGAAAAGCAAUGCACAUUGAGAUUGAUAGAAGUGGGACCAUACCUAAAUUGAAAUUCAGUGAUCGUGACACGUAUGCUGGAAACAAGACAAAAGAAUACGAUGAUCUUGCAAUGAAGUAUUUGUCUUAUGUACUUUUUGUACUUGUUGCCUGUUCUUCUGUUUAUUCACUCAUGUAUGAAACCCAUAAGAGCUGGUAUUCAUGGAUUCUCUCUUCCCUUACAAGCUGCGUAUACAUGUUUGGUUUCAUUAUGAUGUGUCCACAGCUGUUCAUCAAUUAUAAGCUGAAAUCAGUUGCUCAUAUGCCAUGGAGGCAGAUGACAUACAAGUUUUUGAAUACGAUUAUUGAUGAUCUGUUUGCAUUUGUCAUCAAAAUGCCAAUUCUACAUCGACUUUCUGUCUUCCGUGAUGAUGUGAUAUUUUUGAUAUAUUUGUAUCAAAGAUGGGCUUAUCCAGUAGACAAAAAGAGAGUGAACGAAUUUGGAUUUGGUGGAGAGGAUGAGGAUGAAUCCACGGUAGCUUUGGCAUCAACUAGUAAUGCGGAAGACAAGAAAACGAAUUAAGACCCAAUCUGACCUAAAUUAAUAAUACUCCUAUCAAGUUUUGAGAAGACAAAAAAAAAAAAACAUAGUUUUAAGAUUUAUUUAUUUUUGUUUGAUUGU
Messenger RNA from Lactuca saligna, 2166 nucleotides. The record is from the annotation of a GenBank genome assembly. Lineage: Eukaryota; Viridiplantae; Streptophyta; Magnoliopsida; Asterales; Asteraceae.